This is a messenger RNA of Leopardus geoffroyi (Geoffroy's cat), 12374 nucleotides long. RefSeq names its product insulin like growth factor 1 receptor (gene IGF1R). NCBI's taxonomy places the organism in Eukaryota, Metazoa, Chordata, Mammalia, Carnivora, Felidae. The transcript has 21 exons. Bases 984 to 5087 code for a protein of 1367 amino acids. Gene Ontology annotation, cellular component: axon; membrane; insulin receptor complex. Gene Ontology annotation, biological process: positive regulation of kinase activity; regulation of JNK cascade; positive regulation of phosphatidylinositol 3-kinase/protein kinase B signal transduction. The record is from RefSeq and is a predicted model, not a curated record. Gene Ontology annotation, molecular function: insulin receptor activity; insulin receptor substrate binding; ATP binding.
AAAAAAAAAAAACCCGAGGAGGAGCGAGCGCACCAGGCGAACUCGAGAGAGGCGAGCGAGCGAGAGGGACGCCGCCAGCGAGCCUGCCCCCGGCGCGCCCGUGCCCGGCGCUUGCAGACCCUCGGCCCCACUCCCCGGGCCCUCCACGCCCCUCCCGCGCUAGGGGAGCUCCACGGCGCGUUGCGCGCCUCGGCUUUGACCUUCAGCGAGCCGGAGCCCCCGCGCGCGGAGCCGGCGGCGGCGGGCGGGGGCCGGGCGGGGGCCGGCGCGGAGCCCGGGCGGCGCGGCGGGAGUGCUGAGCGCGGCGCGGCCGGCCCGCCGCUUUGUGUGUGUUCUGGAUUUGGGAAGGAGCUCGCGGCGGCGGCGGCGGCGCUGAGGGAGGAGGCGGCGGCGAGCGGAGCCCGGAGGAGGAGGAGGAGGGGGAGCCGCUCAUUCAUUUUUACUCCGCAUUUCUGCCCCCGGCCGGCCUCGCCCGCGACCCGGACUUCGGGGCAAUCUUGCGAACUGCGUCGCGCCCUCCCGCCGCGGAGGCUCGGGUGUCGGACAGCUUCCCGCUCUGCCUGGGGUCGGGCUUGUUUUUCUCCGCCGAGACGAAUUUGGGCUUUGCCCCCUUUCUGUGCAGUUCCCCCCCCCUCCCUCUUGCCUCUCUGGGUUUGAAAAUGGAGGCCGACGACGCCGACAGCCCGCCCCGGCGCGCCUCGGGUUCCCGACUCCGCCGAGCCCUGGGCCGAGGCUGCCGGCGCUGAGGGGCCGCCCCGCGCCGCCGCCCGCCCGCUCGGCGCACCCGGAGGGUCCCCGGCCGGCGCCGCCUUUGGAGUAUUGUUUCCUUCGCCCUUGUUUUCGGAGGGGGCGAAGACUGAGUUUGAGACUUUUUCUUCCUUUCCCGUUUUUUUUCUUUUUGUUUUCUUUUUCUUUUUCUUUUCUUUCUUUUUUUUUUUUUUUAAUUUUUUUGAGAGAGGGGAAUUUCGUCCCAAAUAAAAGGAAUGAAGUCUGGCUCCGGAGGAGGGUCCCCGACCUCGCUGUGGGGGCUCCUGUUUUUCUCCGCCGCGCUCUCGCUCUGGCCGACGAGUGGAGAAAUCUGCGGGCCGGGCAUCGAUAUCCGUAACGACUAUCAGCAGCUGAAGCGCCUGGAGAACUGCACGGUGAUCGAGGGCUACCUCCACAUCCUGCUCAUCUCCAAGGCAGAGGACUACCGCAGCUACCGCUUCCCCAAGCUCACGGUCAUCACCGAGUACUUGCUGCUGUUCCGCGUGGCCGGCCUCGAGAGCCUUGGGGACCUCUUCCCGAACCUCACGGUCAUCCGCGGCUGGAAACUCUUCUACAACUACGCCCUGGUCAUCUUUGAGAUGACCAAUCUCAAGGAUAUUGGGCUUUACAAUCUGAGGAACAUUACCCGGGGGGCCAUCAGGAUUGAGAAAAAUGCUGACCUCUGUUACCUCUCCACGGUGGACUGGUCCCUAAUCCUGGAUGCGGUGUCUAAUAACUACAUCGUGGGAAACAAGCCCCCAAAGGAAUGCGGGGACCUGUGUCCGGGGACGAUGGAGGAGAAGCCCUUGUGCGAGAAGACGACCAUCAACAAUGAAUACAACUACCGCUGCUGGACGACCAACCGCUGCCAGAAAAUGUGCCCGAGCGCGUGCGGGAAGCGGGCGUGCACGGACAGCAACGAGUGCUGUCACCCCGAGUGCCUGGGCAGCUGCAGCGCGCCGGACAACGACACGGCCUGCGUGGCCUGCAGGCAUUACUACUACGCCGGCGUCUGCGUGCCCACCUGCCCGCCCAACACCUACCGCUUUGAGGGCUGGCGCUGCGUGGACCGCGACUUCUGCGCCAACAUCCCCAGCGCCGAGAGCAGCGAGUCCGAGGGGUUCGUGAUCCAUGACGGCGAGUGCAUGCAGGAGUGCCCCUCGGGGUUCAUCCGGAACGGGAGUCAGAGCAUGUACUGCAUCCCUUGUGAAGGUCCUUGCCCCAAGGUCUGCGAGGAGGAGAAGAAAACAAAGACCAUUGAUUCUGUUACCUCUGCUCAAAUGCUCCAAGGAUGCACCAUCUUCAAGGGCAAUCUGCUCAUUAAUAUCCGCCGAGGCAAUAACAUUGCCUCAGAGCUGGAGAACUUCAUGGGACUCAUCGAGGUGGUGACAGGCUACGUGAAGAUCCGCCAUUCCCACGCCUUGGUCUCCUUGUCCUUCCUCAAAAACCUUCGCCAGAUCUUAGGAGAGGAGCAGCUGGAGGGGAACUACUCCUUCUAUGUCCUCGACAACCAGAACCUGCAGCAGCUCUGGGACUGGGGCCACCGCAAUCUGACCAUCAAAGCUGGGAAGAUGUACUUUGCUUUCAACCCCAAGUUGUGCGUCUCCGAAAUUUACCGCAUGGAGGAGGUGACCGGGACUAAGGGGCGCCAGAGCAAAGGGGACAUCAAUACGAGGAACAACGGAGAGCGAGCCUCCUGUGAAAGUGACGUCCUGCACUUCACCUCUACGACCACGUGGAAGAACCGCAUCAUCAUAACCUGGCACCGGUACCGGCCCCCUGACUACAGGGACCUCAUCAGCUUCACCGUCUACUACAAGGAGGCACCUUUUAAAAACGUCACGGAGUAUGAUGGCCAGGAUGCCUGUGGCUCCAACAGCUGGAACAUGGUAGACGUGGACCUCCCUCCCAACAAGGACGUCGAGCCUGGCAUUUUACUGCAUGGACUAAAGCCUUGGACGCAGUAUGCUGUUUACGUCAAGGCAGUGACCCUCACCAUGGUGGAGAAUGACCACAUCCGCGGGGCCAAGAGUGAAAUCUUGUACAUUCGCACCAAUGCUUCAGUUCCUUCCAUUCCCCUGGAUGUUCUUUCGGCAUCAAACUCCUCUUCUCAGCUCAUCGUGAAGUGGAACCCGCCGUCCCUGCCCAACGGCAACCUGAGUUACUACAUCGUGAGGUGGCAGCGGCAGCCCCAGGACAGCUACCUUUACCGCCACAACUACUGCUCCAAAGACAAAAUCCCCAUCAGGAAGUAUGCCGAUGGCACCAUUGACGUCGAGGAGGUGACCGAGAACCCCAAGACCGAAGUGUGCGGCGGAGAGAAGGGGCCUUGCUGUGCCUGCCCCAAAACCGAGGCCGAGAAGCAGGCGGAGAAGGAGGAGGCUGAGUACCGUAAAGUCUUCGAGAACUUCCUGCACAACUCCAUCUUUGUGCCCAGACCUGAAAGGAAGCGGAGAGAUGUCACACAAGUCACCAACACCACCAUGUCCAGCCGAAGCAGGAACAUCACGGUGGCAGACACCUAUAAUAUCACAGACCCCGAAGAGCUCGAGACAGAAUACCCUUUCUUUGAGAGCAGAGUGGAUAACAAGGAGAGAACUGUGAUCUCUAACCUCCGGCCUUUCACUUUGUACCGCAUUGACAUCCACAGCUGUAACCACGAGGCUGAGAAGCUGGGCUGCAGCGCCUCCAACUUUGUCUUUGCAAGAACCAUGCCUGCAGAAGGAGCAGACGACAUUCCUGGGCCGGUGACCUGGGAGUCAAGGCCUGAAAACUCCAUCUUUUUAAAGUGGCCGGAACCUGAGAAUCCCAAUGGACUGAUUCUAAUGUAUGAAAUAAAAUAUGGAUCACAAAUCGAGGAUCAGCGGGAAUGUGUAUCCAGACAGGAGUACCGGAAGUAUGGAGGUGCCAAGCUUAACCGGCUCAACCCGGGGAACUAUACCGCCCGGAUCCAGGCCACCUCUCUCUCUGGGAAUGGGUCGUGGACGGAUCCCGUGUUCUUCUACGUCCCCGCCAAAAUAACAUAUGAAAAUUUCAUCCACCUGAUCAUCGCUCUGCCUGUUGCCGUCCUGCUGAUAGUGGGGGGACUGAUUAUCAUGUUGUACGUCUUCCACAGAAAAAGAAAUAACAGCAGGCUGGGGAAUGGAGUGCUGUAUGCUUCGGUGAACCCAGAGUACUUCAGUGCCGCAGAUGUGUAUGUACCUGAUGAGUGGGAGGUUGCUCGGGAGAAAAUCACCAUGAGCCGAGAGCUGGGGCAGGGCUCGUUUGGGAUGGUCUACGAAGGAGUUGCCAAAGGCGUGGUUAAAGAUGAGCCCGAAACCAGGGUGGCCAUCAAAACGGUGAACGAGGCCGCGAGCAUGCGUGAAAGGAUUGAAUUUCUCAACGAGGCUUCAGUGAUGAAGGAGUUCAAUUGUCACCAUGUGGUGCGGUUGCUGGGCGUGGUGUCCCAGGGCCAGCCGACGCUGGUCAUCAUGGAACUGAUGACGCGGGGCGAUCUCAAAAGUUAUCUCAGGUCUCUGAGGCCAGAAAUAGAGAAUAAUCCAGUCCUAGCACCUCCAAGCCUAAGCAAGAUGAUCCAGAUGGCUGGAGAGAUUGCAGACGGCAUGGCAUACCUCAACGCCAACAAGUUUGUCCACAGGGACCUUGCUGCCCGGAACUGCAUGGUGGCUGAAGAUUUCACGGUCAAAAUCGGAGAUUUCGGUAUGACAAGAGAUAUCUACGAGACAGACUAUUACCGGAAAGGAGGGAAGGGGCUGCUACCUGUGCGCUGGAUGUCACCCGAGUCCCUCAAGGAUGGGGUCUUCACCACUCACUCUGACGUCUGGUCCUUCGGGGUCGUUCUCUGGGAGAUCGCCACGCUGGCCGAGCAGCCGUACCAGGGCUUGUCCAACGAGCAAGUGCUUCGCUUCGUCAUGGAGGGCGGCCUUCUGGACAAGCCGGACAACUGCCCCGACAUGCUGUUUGAACUGAUGCGCAUGUGCUGGCAGUACAACCCCAAGAUGAGGCCUUCCUUCCUGGAGAUCAUCAGCAGCAUCAAGGACGAGAUGGAACCCAGCUUCCGGGAGGUCUCCUUCUACUACAGCGAGGAGAACAAGCCGCCGGAGCCGGAGGAGCUGGAUCUGGAGCCGGAGGACAUGGAGAGCGUCCCCCUGGACCCCUCCGCCUCCUCGUCCUCCCUGCCGCUGCCCGACAGACACUCAGGACACAAGGCCGAGAACGGCCCGGGCCCCGGCGUGCUGGUUCUGCGAGCCAGCUUCGACGAGAGACAGCCUUACGCGCACAUGAACGGGGGACGCAAGAACGAGAGGGCCUUGCCUCUGCCCCAGUCUUCGACCUGCUGAUCCUCGGAUCCCGGAUCCCGUGCAAACAGUAACGUGUGUGCACGCUCGGCGGCGGGUGGGGGGAGAGAGUUUUAACAAUCUAUUCACAGCCUCCUGUACCUCAGUGGAUCUUCAGAACUGCCAUUGCUGCCCACGGGAGACGGCUUCUCUGCAGUAAACACAUUUGGGAUGUUCCUUUUUUCAAUAUGCAAGCAGCUUUUUAUUUCCCUACCCGAACCCUUAACUGACAUGGGCCUUUAAGAACCUUAAUGACAACACUUAAUAGCAACAGAACACUUGAGAAUCGAGUCUCCUCACUCUUUCCCAGUCUCUCCUCUCAUUAUCUGUCUCCCUCCCUCUCCCCCCGCCCCUUCUCUCUCUCUCUCUCUCUCUCUCUCUCUCUCUCACCUUUCUCUUUCUUUCUGCUUCAUGAUAGAAAAACAUUUGCCGCAACCCCAGCUGGGACACCCUUUUGAUCAGAUUGAGGAAAUGGCUGUCCCUCCCUGCGGCCCCCACCCCCAUUGCCCCUGUACACACCUGCCUGUCACCGUAGGUCUUUAUAAACAAAACAAAACAAAACACCUUGAGACGGGAUUUUUUUAACUGUAUCUUUAACCUUUUUAGGGACAUAACGAGAUUUAAAAAGGGCCAUCAUUCAUUCAAGGUUGUCACCAUUUUAAUGCUGCCAAAUUCUGCCAAAACCCUGAACUUCCUCCCUCACGACCCCCGCACUUAUCUCCUUGUUUCCAGAGGCAUGGGGCGAGCAUGGUAUCUAGUCACGUCAUUUAAGAGCCACGUGGAUGAUGCACUCCAUCUGGUCGCCCCUGGCGUUCUUUUCAAGUCUUACGUUCACACAGGUCUGAUCGCUUUCUGACUAGGCUAUUGUUUGGGGGGAAGUGGACAGGAUGGGAUUUUCUCUCAGUGGAGACUGGGAGAAGUUGAACCCGGCUUCCCUGCCCCUCUCCCCCACCCCCACCUGCUAGCCCCCCGGAAUUGUGGAGGAAACAGGCCCUGUCGUGAGCCUGGAAGACAGGCUUUGAGUCAAGGUCAUCCACGUGCCAGUCUCCUGUUCCCCACCCCUGCCCUUGGCCCCCCGCUCCCGGCCCCCAGGACACAGAUGGGAAGGGGUUUCCAGGGACUCAGCCCAACUGUUUAUGCAGGUUUGCAAGGAAAAGAAAUUCAAAACACCACCACAACAGUAAGAAGCAAAGCAGUAAAUGGAUUCAAGCAUUCUAAGCUUUGUUGACAUUUUCUCUGUUACUAGGACUUCUUCAUGGGUCUUACAGUUCUAUGUUAGACCAUGAAACAUUUGCAUACACAUCGUCUUUAAUGUCACUUUUAUAACUUUUUUACGGUUCAGAUAUUCAUCUAUACGUCUGUACAGAAAAAAAAAAAAAAGCUGCUAUUUUUUUUGUCCUUUAUCUUUGUGGAUUUAAUCUAUGAAAACCUUCAGGUCUACCCUCCUUCCCUCUCUGCUCACUCCAAGAAACUUCUUAUGCUUUGUACUAGAGUGCGUGACUUUCUUCCUCUCUUCCCAGUAAUCGAUACUUCUCGAACAUAAUUUGCCAUGAACUGUUUGAUGCCUUUUUAUAAAUACGCCCUCCCCUCCCCGCUCCCCCUGCCCGUUAGUUACGUUCCCACCCGUAGGCUGUGUGGGCACGAGGCUGGCGAGGGAGGCAGCGCCCCCCACCCCCCACCCGGCCUGCUCUCUCACCGCGCUGGAGUCUGUUACAGUGCAAGACAUGACGCGAACUCAGGUCAGAAAACAAAAGGUUAAAUACGUCGCACGUCCUCGUUCAGUGUCUCUAGUCGCGUUGUUGGACAGUCUCACCUUCACUUUCCCUCACCUUCGUUUUGGUUGUGACACACAUAUCUCUAUUUUUUUAAUUCCUGGGUACAACAGCAGUUUGAACUGCAGACGCUAGGCAUUUGGAUUACUUCUUUUUUUUUUUUUUUUUUUUUAUGGAUAUUUAAUCCUUCCAUCCCAUGAAAAACAGCUGCUGAGUCCAAGGGUGCAGCGGAGCGGGGUCCGGCGGGCCCCUCCAUGGCCUCCGCCACCACCCUCCAGACCCGCCUACCUGUCUCCAGAACCAGAAACUCCCUGGGGGGCCUCCUGGGCACUGGGGCGGAGGGAGCCACGGGGGUGGCCUCCUCAGGGCGUCAGCCGGCCCCCCACCCCCACCCCCUCCAGGGUGCAGGGCCGGAAGGGUCGGGCACGCAUGGGCACCAUGGUGGCCCAUGGCCCUGGAGCCCGGUGCGCUCCCCGGGGGGGGGGGGGGGGGGCGCAGGGGAGGGACCAGAGCCCUGGCGCUGGCUCGCUUCUCCUCGGCCAGGAAUCCCAGUCCUCGGGGCCCGGGGGUCUUGUUUUGUUUAGUUUUUAGCACUUCUCACCAGAGUGAUGACAGCACCCGAGUUGCUUCUGGGAUGGAAAUGUUUCAAUUACGAGGAGGAACAAAGCUAAAGUCUGAUGGUUGCUAGUCGUGACUGGAGACGAAACACGAGAAAGCAAGCAUGUCGUGCUUUUUCUGGUCAGUACCUUAAGUCCUGCGAUGUUCUCUAGCCUCUGCCCCAUGGUUUUUCUCCCUUAAGGAAAAAAAAAUGAGAAAAAGAAAAAAAGUUAAGAAGGUAUUCUAUGUAGGAGUUUUAAUUUAUUUUGUGAUACCGGUUUCAAUCACUGUAGAGAAGCCCCCAGUGAUGAAUUUAAAUACUGAGGAAAGGGUUUUGUGUGCGUGUGCGUGUGUGCGUGUGUGUGUGUGUGUGUAAGACAGGACAGUUUUCGGGUUUCUUUUGGUUUUUUGGUUUUGUUUUCGUGUUUUGGUUUUGGUUUUGGUUUUCAAACAUUUAUCUACCUCACUCUUCUUUUUUAUAUGUGUAUAUAUACAGAAGAAUACAUAUCCCAUCUCUCAGCACCUGACAAUAUGCCGUUGAUAUCGGUAACCUCAUCCACACCACAGGCCGAGCACAUGAGGCAGGGAGAGGCCAGGAGGCUGUAUUCGGGGGUCGAAGCAACACUAACCCGCCUCUGCGCUCAUUUCAGACAGCUUGCCUUUCUCCCAGAUGUCUCGUUUCUUUCUCCUCCUCCUCCUCGCUUGGUCUCCUAAGAGGCUCCUCCUUAGGAUUCCCUUCCUGGUGGGUGGGGGGAGGCCGCCCGGCUGUCCCAGGCCGUCACUGAAACGGACUUUGCGCAGAGUGAAUGACACACAGAUUCUGUCAUCCGGAAGAGCGCUCGUUUUGCAGGUUUUGAGGACAGGGAGCACCGCGGGGGGGCAGUCAGUCUCUGGGCGUAACCGCACCUGUACGCGCGCGGUGUCCGGGUCUCGGGCCGCCGCUCUGGCCGCCAAGGCCCAGGCCUGCGCCGGUUCAGUUCGGUGGUGCGGCCACAUCAGCGCUUUGAGCGCCCGGCCCGCCAGGCCUCCUGCCCGAGAAAGCAGGCCUUCCUGCACUCGAGGAUGCACGCGGGAGAAAAGCUCCCCCCCCCCCGCCCCCCAGACUGUUCCUCCAUCUCACCCUCCUCUCCUCCUCCCCCGGGGAAAAGAGAGACCAAACCUGCGGGCUGGAAGGGGCUGGCUGUUGGCGCCCGGCCUCCUCCCCGGGUGGCACUGCCUCCCGCCCGGGGCCUCACCUCCAUCCCAUCACCUGCUGCUCCCGGGCGGACGGCGCGCUGCCCGCUUCCAGACGCUGCUCUCGCAGGCACCGGUGAUCCUAUCUGGGAGACGCGGUGGCGGUUUUCCCGAAGGGCAGUGGCUCCUUUCAGAUCCCACACCGCAGUUCCGUCCUGCGAGCACACUACUCUCUUUCCCCAGCCCCCUGGCAUCUUAAGGUCACUGAGAAAUACUGUCGGAUCAGGGUUUUCUUCUUCCGCACUGUAGGUGACCCCUGGGAAUAGUAGCCUCUCCUCUUUUGCACAAACCUACCGGUUUCCACAACUGGAUUCCUACAGAUCAUUCAGCUGGUUCUAAGGGUUUUGUUUCAACUGUCCUCGAGUUGUUGGUGUCCUUCUGUCUUUGUUUUACGUAGGUGGUUUCUCUUUAAGUAGAAAGAAAACAGUAAUAGCAUAGUGCCCAUCCUAACGAAAGCUUCAGAGACACUUAAAUAAAAGAAAAUUUUGCUUGCGUGACGGUGCAGUCAUUUUACUGGACCAAACCACCCACCUUGACUUUACCAAGGCAUCAUCUGUCCACAGUUCUAGCCUCAUUUUAUGCUGAUUUUCCCACCUCUUCUUGAUUUUUCUCUUUCGUAUGCUCCACAUAAUUUAAUCAAGCUGCGUUGUGGCAUUUUUCCACGCAACCUCCUCCUGACAGCAGCUCACGCUGCUUGAAGUGACGUGAACCACUGAGGCACAUCAUGGAAUUGAUGUGAGCAUUAAAACGUUAGCACACACAGCCCUUCCCCGAGGCAGCAGGAGCUGGCGUGUUCUGGAGACACUGUCGAACGUCAGCCGUGUGACGCCCAGACCACUCCAGCUCUCCUUUGUGGGAUGUCGUGACGUUUGACACACAGUUGGAAUGAGCUUCCUCCUUGGAAGAUGGAAGACCGUGUUCGUGGCCGACAGCGGCCUCUCCUUCCAACCUGUCUCUUAGGACUUAGGACGACAUUUCAAUGGUAGGAAAAGUGGCUUGGUAAAAUUAAAAAAAAAAAAAAAAAAAAAAAAAAAAGUGGUGACUGUGGAACUACCCGACGGCAAAAUGCUUGGCGUGAGGUGUGGUGUGUUUUGGUCGGGAUAACAGAUUUCCGAGCCGAGUAUGAUGCCAAAUUCUAGGCCAGUCUGUCCCACCAAAGCCUCUUUCUCAGCGGCUCACCUCCGUUGGUGGGUGGCUGUGCAUGAUGCAGGCUGCUGUUGUGGCAAGGUCACACUAUAGCUCAGAUCGGUGAGAAGGCUAGGAUGCUUGGCCCAAGGUCCUCAGCUGUCACUGCCGGGUCCUCCCGGGGCGGCCAGUGUCAAAGGCAACUCCUUUCCAAAACAUAGGCACCCUCCGGUUGACAGUAAUGCUCCACAGUAUGCCUUGGCCCAUUCCAGCAGUCCCAGAAACGCAUUUAAGGUUUGGGGUUCUUUUGUUACUGUUACUUCUGUGUCUGUCGGCUGUUUUUGUCAUUGUUGUUGUUUUUGUUUUGUUUUUUUAAUUUCCUGGGCUAAGCAGCAUUGGGCGAUACGGACCAGAUCCACUCUCUAAGCACCAGUGAUGAAAGUCAAACUUUCUUCCUCCCCUCUGACUAGUCGGUGGCACAAAUGAGAACUUCAAGAGAGGAUGUUGUGUAGAUUGAACCUCUGUUGCCAGAGAUGCUGAAGAUACAGACCUUGGACAGGCCAGAGGGUUUCAUUUUGGGCGUCCGGCUUAGAUGGCUAGUUGGUCAUUUAGAGAAAAAGCAGAUGAACACUCCUUGAGGGUGGGAUGAUCAGGCAGCGGGAAACCACUGUACCAGGGUCAUGACGUGACAUGGAGCAGAGUGGCGAGCAGAAGGUACAGGGCUAGCAAGAAGUGUGGGCCACGUUUUGAACUUGAUGGUUUCUGACGGUAUCAGACCACAUCAAGGCGCAACAGUCAUCCAAGGGCAUUUGGUUUCAACAAAUAAACCUGACAUCCUACUUUGGAAACGGUCGUUGCAGUUAAGUGAGAUCGUUCAAGAAUGCGAACUGCAUCACAACGGUCGGUUGUCAGUUCUGGGGCAUGACUUUAGGGUUUUGUUUUACUUUGUUAUGCAAGAACAUAAUGAUCACUCAUCUGUACGUCCACGUUUGUGUGUGUCCACAUCUUUCUGGUAAACAUUGUUUUAAUUAGUCACUCAUUAGUGUUUUCAAUAGGGCUCUUAAGUCCAGUAGAUUACGGGUAGUCAGUUGACGAAGAUCUGGUUUACAAGAACUAAUUAAAUGUUUCAUUGCAUUUUUGUAAGAACAUAGAAUAAUUUUAUAAAAUGUUUGUAGUUUAUAAUUGCCGAAAAUAAUUUAAAGACACUUUUUUUCUCUGUGUGUGCAAAUGUGUGUUUGUGAUCCAUUUUUUAGGACACCUGUUUACUAGCUAGCUUUACAAUAUGCCAAAAAAAAAAAAAAGUUUUUGUUUUUGUUUUUUUUUCCCCCUGACCCAGGCCGUUGGUUCACCCUCUUUUCCCCCAUGCUUUGUGCCCUAGUUUAUAACAAAGGAAUGAUGAUGAUUUAAGAAGUAGUUCUGUAUCUUCAGUAUCUUGGUCUUCCAGAACCCUCUGGUUGGGAAGGGGAUCAUCUUUCACUGGUCAUUUCCCUUUGGAGUGUAAGACUGAAGGAGCCUCAUUGGCCAAGCACACAGCAGAGGCGUUGCAGCCCAGCGGUGGCCCUGGCGCUCCUGAGCAUCUGGUUUGGUUGGUCGGGCCGUCACCGUGGGCAUGCAGUGCCUGGAGAGGGAAGGACCUGAUGGCGCGGUGAUCACAGCAUGCAGACUUAUCACGCUAAUGAUAACUCUGUGCGCACAGGCCGUUUGCUUACAUGCCUCAUACCGUGAUUAGCGCUUUGUUCUAACAAGGAAGAGACCCUAUUUCUUUUCUUUAAGGCAGAACACCGAAGAUACAUUUUUCCAGUCCAAAACAAGUCCUUUUGCGUAAAAAGUACACACACACACACACACAAAAAUGUGUUUAAGUCGGACUCCAUUUCCUCUCGCUCCCAAUGGAUUAUUGGCCAUGUCUACACUACUCCACAAAAUCUCCAUCGUUAGAAACAUCUGGAUGUUUUGCACUACAUGGGAGAAAGGUCCAGAAACAAUUGGUUUUUUGUUUUCAACUGUUCAUUCAGAUGUUUGGCGUUGCAUACACACACCCAAAGGUGGAACAGGUGCUUGGCGAAAACACCUGUCUGCUUUCUAAGCCAGUGAGGUUGAGGUGAGAGGUUUGCCAGCGUGUCUACCUCUGGGGCAAAGAGAAAAAAGAAUCAAACCAGAAGGCGCAAUGGAAUGGAUGCAUCGCAAAUAAUGCAUUUUCUGAGUUUUCUUGUUUAAAAAAAGUUUUUUAAAAAAGUAUAAAAAAAAGGUAAUAACAUGGCCAAUUUGUUACAUAAAAUGACUUUCUGUGUAUAAAUUAUUCCUAAAAAAAAAAAAUCCUCUGUUUAUAUAAAAAAAAUCAGUAGAUGAAAAAAAUUUCAAAAUGUUUUUGUAUAUUCUGUUGUAAGAAUUUAUUCCUGUUACUGCGAUAUACUCUGGAUUCUUUACAUUAUGAAAAAAAAAAAGAAACUUUGUCUAUUUUGAAUGGCUGAAGCUAAGGCAACUUUAGUUUCUCUUACUCUGCUUUUUUCUAGUAGUUAAAGUACUACAUGGUUUAAGUUAAAUAAAAAGAAUUCUGUAUGCA